AUGCAAGGCCGUCUGUACAGCACGCACGUUGCACCACCAUUCUCUCAACGCCAGUCGGCUGCCGGAGUGACAGUGUCUGAGGAGGCCAAGGCGGUGUAUGAGGCGUUGAGAGCGGACAAGAAGCACCGCUACGUCGUCUACACCCUCACCGACAAGCAUGUAAUCGAAGCGGAGACUACGGGAGGGCGUUCGGCCACCUUCGCGGACUUCUUGGAGAAGUUACGACAGAGCUACACAGACCAGUGCCGCUGGAUCGUAUAUGACUACUCUACCACAGGCGAGGACGGGACUACAAUGGACACGAAAGUCUUUAUCAACUGGUGUCCGAAGCAAGCCAACAUCAGACAGCGUAUGAUCUACACAAGCUCUCUUGAUGCCCUCCGAAAACAACUCGUUGGGAUCAGUACGCAAGUCGAGGUGUCCAGCGUCGAAGAGGCCGAUGAUGCGAUAAAAGCUGCACUGUCCAGGUAACAUAUAUACUGUGGACAAAUGAAUACACAGUAAUAAACA
This is a messenger RNA of Rhipicephalus sanguineus (brown dog tick), 510 nucleotides long. RefSeq names its product cofilin/actin-depolymerizing factor homolog. Lineage: Eukaryota; Metazoa; Arthropoda; Arachnida; Ixodida; Ixodidae. The record is from RefSeq and is a predicted model, not a curated record. Gene Ontology annotation, biological process: actin filament severing; actin filament fragmentation; cell motility. Bases 1 to 471 code for a protein of 156 amino acids. Gene Ontology annotation, molecular function: actin filament binding. Gene Ontology annotation, cellular component: actin cortical patch; cytoplasm; actin cytoskeleton. The transcript is spliced from 3 exons.